Molecule: messenger RNA, 1986 nt
Organism: Thrips palmi
Lineage: Eukaryota; Metazoa; Arthropoda; Insecta; Thysanoptera; Thripidae
Gene: GlcAT-I
Product: galactosylgalactosylxylosylprotein 3-beta-glucuronosyltransferase I
Exons: 7
Coding region: 266-1330 (354 amino acids)
Biological process (GO): chondroitin sulfate proteoglycan biosynthetic process; carbohydrate metabolic process
Cellular component (GO): Golgi membrane
Molecular function (GO): galactosylgalactosylxylosylprotein 3-beta-glucuronosyltransferase activity
Source: RefSeq, a predicted model, not a curated record
AAACCCUGCGAAUAACGCGAGCGUCUGGAAGUUGCUGAUGUGGUGUAAACAAACAGACGUUUUGACAUUCAAACCGACUGGUUUGAAAUGAUGUUUCGUUGCAAGGUUCCUGAGUAGUCUGACCAGAUAAAGGGGACCAAGCUUUUUAACUCGCCUAUUGCCACUGUCAUUUCAGUAACGAAGCUUCUUAACCAAAAAAUGUUUCAUUCGUUGAAUGUCUAAGACGUUUCCAAUUGGAGUGAGGUUUCUCUCUUUGUAAACCAGCAUGUAUCAUGAGGCUACGUACUCGUGGCCUCGUCAAAAGCAAGACAUGAAGCAUAAAAACAAAUAUCUAUCAAUCGGCUGUAUUGUCCUUGUUGUGGUUGUUUGGUUAUGGCUGGGAACACCAAGUACCGCCCCAACCCAUGCCGAUAUUGUUCCUAAAUUUCCAAAGGUUGAUCCUGAAUUCCAAAAUGAUGCUAUCAGGCAACGCAUUUCGGAAUUGGAAAGUGAGGUUCAAUACCUAAAGGCUACUGCAGCAACAUGCCGAGUGCACAAAAAUCAACUAGAUCCAGAUGUACCAGUAAUAUAUGCUAUAACUCCAACUUACGCUAGACCUGUUCAAAAGGCAGAGCUUACAAGGCUGUCUCACACGCUGAUGCUGGUUCCAAACUUACAUUGGAUCAUAGUUGAAGAUGCAGAUGAUAAAACAAUGCUAGUUGCAAAUUUGCUCAGAAAAUCAGAUAUUCCACAUACUCAUCUUGUUGCUCCAACUCCAAAGGAGUGGAAAAGAAAAGAGAAAGAGCCAAAUUGGAAAAAGCCUCGGGGUGUCUUACAAAGAAACAAAGCUCUUGAAUGGCUUCGCAAUGAACUGAGCUAUGAUGUUACUACUGAUCAAGGUGUCAUUUACUUUGCUGAUGAUGACAAUGCGUACAGUUUGGAAAUAUUUGAAGAGAUGAGAAAAAUUAAGAAAGUUGGUGUCUGGCCUGUUGGAUUAGUAGGUGGUUUGAUGGUGGAGAAACCACUGCUGAAUCAAACUACUCAUAAAGUUGCUGGGUUUAACAGUGGCUGGCGGCCUGAAAGACCAUUUCCCAUUGACAUGGCGGGAUUUGCUAUUAAUUUAGGAUUACUCUUGGAUCACCCAGAAGCCAAGUUCUCCUUGACUGUUGAAGGUGGUUAUCAAGAGAGUGAAAUAUUGCGCAAUCUGGUCACACGAGAAGAACUUGAACCCUUGGCUGAAUACUGUACAAAGGUAUAUGUUUGGCAUACAAGGACGGAAGCACCAAAACUCUCUGGUGAAAUGCAGCUUCGUAAGAAGAACAUGCGAUCUGAUCAAGAUAUGGAGGUUUGAACCACAUUUUUAAAAAAAUUUAGUGUAAUUCAUUAAGACUUGAGGAAGGCCAUUACUGCCAGCUCAGUGAGACCUAAUGUAUAGUAGGAAGCCAUAAAGAAGAACAACUAUCCAAGAUUCAUUGGGCCGCGUCUUUCACAAAUGCUAAGUGAUAAUGUCAAUUAUUUCACAACAAAUGGCAAGAAAUGUCCAGGAAGUAAAAAAAGUCAAGUAAGGUUGUGACAGCUUAAUUGUUCUCUCUAUGUACUUCAAAAGUAUUGAUGAAUGAGGCUUUAUUUUGGUUGUUCCUUAGUUGUAGCCUUGCUCAUUUUAACUUAUUUUUUGUGAUCAACUUUUGUUAGUUUAUAUUCAAUUAUUUUGUCAUUGAAUGACAUUUCAAAACGAUUAUGGUGCCAACAUCACAUAGUGCAAACUGUAGAAAUUUUAAUUAUUGUUGUAUUGUCCCUCUUUGUAGUGUUUUAUUUAUUUGUUACUUUUUAUAAAUUUUCCUUGACAGAUGUAUUAUUAUUUCAGUAUUUUAUGGAAUCUCGUUCUAUCGUCAGACAAGUAGGCAUUCAUUAUUUUCCUACCAUUUGAGUACUUUUUAACUUAAGAAUAAAUGAGUCUUCUCUUCUGAGAGCAAUUUGUUACAUAAUAAAAUUCUCUUUGUCUUUGGA